Messenger RNA from Oncorhynchus keta (chum salmon), 929 nucleotides. Its product is annotated as GTPase IMAP family member 4-like. Gene Ontology annotation, molecular function: GTP binding. NCBI's taxonomy places the organism in Eukaryota, Metazoa, Chordata, Actinopteri, Salmoniformes, Salmonidae. The record is from RefSeq and is a predicted model, not a curated record. The coding region runs from base 663 to 929 and encodes 88 amino acids. The transcript has 3 exons.
CCUGAAAGAGCUGGUUCAACGCAGACAGAGGACCUGAAAGAGCUGGUUCAACGCAGGCAGAGGACCUGAAAGAGCUGGUUCAACGCAGGCAGAGGACCUGAAAGAGCUGGUUCAACGCAGGCAGAGGACCUGAAAGAGCUGGUUCAACGCAGGCAGAGGACCUGAAAGAGCUGGUUCAAGGCAGGCAGAGGACCUGAAAGAGCUGGUUCAACGCAGACAGAGGAGCUGAAAGAGCUGGUUCAACGCAGGCAGAGGACCUGAAAGAGCUGGUUCAAGGCAGGCAGAGGACCUGAAAGAGCUGGUUCAACGCAGGCAGAGGACCUGAAAGAGCUGGUUCAACGCAGGCAGAGGAGCUGAAAGAGCUGGUUCAACGCAGACAGAGGACCUGAAAGAGCUGGUUCAACGCAGGCAGAGGACCUGAAAGAGCUGGUUCAACGCAGGCAGAGGACCUGAAAGAGCUGGUUCAACGCAGGCAGAGGACCUGAAAGAGCUGGUUCAACGCAGGCAGAGGACCUGAAAGAGCUGGUUCAACGUAGGCAGAGGGAGCUGAAAGAGCUGGUUCAACGCAGGCAGAGGAGCUGAAAGAGCUGGUUCAACGCAGGCAGAGGGAGCUGAACGAGCUGGUGACAUUUGACAAUAUAUUGGCAAAGAGGGACAGAACCAUGACUGAAGCUACACCACUGAGAGAGAUGGAGCUGAAACGGCAGCCUGAGUCUGAUGGGUGUGGCGCAACAAAUCAUGAUGGGUCUGGUUUGACCGCUGACCUGAGGAUUGUGUUGCUAGGGAAGACUGGAGCAGGGAAGAGCGCAACAGGAAACACCAUCCUGGGGAAGAAUGUAUUUAAAGUGGACUCUUCCCCUGCGUCAGUGACCGGACAGUGUGAGAGACAGAGUGGAGAGGUCAACGGGACGGACGGUUCAUGUGGUUGA